Molecule: messenger RNA, 1773 nt
Organism: Nematocida ausubeli
Lineage: Eukaryota; Fungi; Microsporidia
Exons: 1
Coding region: 1-1773 (590 amino acids)
Biological process (GO): glucose metabolic process; pentose-phosphate shunt, oxidative branch
Molecular function (GO): NADP binding; glucose-6-phosphate dehydrogenase activity
Source: RefSeq, a predicted model, not a curated record
AUGAUAGUUGUUGCAGGAUGCACAGGAGACUUAAGCAAGAAGAAGAUAUUCCCAGCCAUAAAUAAAGUGUUCAGAAGGGCACUCGGGAGGUGCAUGGGAGGAGAAUAUGCAGCACGGGAACUAGAUCAGGAAGAUGGCACUCUAAGCAGUUCUACUUCUGCGCACAACUUAAGCAAGUACAGCCCUAUUACGCACGCCAAUCCAGUUGAUGUUCUGGAGAAGAAGAGAUACUUGGAGGCAACUGAAAGUAGAAUAUUCUCAAACAAGCUACCACAGAGUGAUAUUCUGAAGAACAACAAUAUAUACAUACCUCGGAUUAUAGGAUAUGCGAGAAGUAGCCUAACUCUGAAAGAGUUUAUACACAGAAUAGAUCCAAAUGUAUCCUACCUUAAGGAGACAGUUGAAAGGAUAGAGUACUACAGCGGAGAGUACGAUCAGAUGGUUGAGAAUAUAUACAAAAUAGCAAAUAAUGCGGAUAUGUCUCAGAAGCGCGUCUACUUCUAUCUGGCCGUGCCCCCUGAGACAUAUCCAGGCAUACUGAAAAGCAUUCAGGACAAGAUAAAAAGCGGACAGUUUAGGGAUAGGCCUCUUCCAACUGUGCUUAUAGAAAAGCCAAUUGGGGUCUCUCUGGACACAUUUAAUGAGCUGAAAGCAUGCAUGUCAGAUGACUCUGAUGUAUUUUUGUGUGUCGACCACUAUCUGUUUAAGAAUGUGCUUGUUAAGUACAGAGGAAUAUUUAAUGAAAGCAUUCUAAAAAAGCUUAUUCAGCCGGGCUGGAUUGAAGGCGUAAAGGGAUACUUCAACGAAACAAUUGGAGUUGAGGGAAGAGAGAGCUACUAUAAUACAUCUGGCGCCUGCAGAGAUGUUCUUCAGAACCACCUGCUAUUGGCAGUGGCAACUGUUUUAGCUGGAAACAACACAAGGCUCUCAAUUCUUCAGGAAAUAGAGUCGCUUUCCAAGGAAAAGGUUGUAUUUGGAGUGUAUUCAGAGUAUUAUAAUGUGAUAACCCAGGCCCAUGAAAUACCAAAGGAGGUGAGAGCAACACACAGUGAGACCUCUUUGAACAGAGUAGUGAAGGAUCUUAAGACUUCAAAGCUGUCUUCUGCAGAAAAGGGCCAGCCCACUAAUGAAGACGUGAAAGAGACAUUCAUUCGGACAGAAACAACGAUAAAGGGUCCUUGGGACAUACCGUUGAAAAUGACAGCAGGCAAAAAAAUGCCCUCUCACUUUGUUGCAGUGGUUUUAAUGAUGAGCCCAUCCGCAAUUCUUUUCAUUGCCAAGCAGGAAACCAGCUCAAAGGACUAUGAGAAUCCAGAAUUGCUGGAAACCAUAAUAAAGAGCCUUGAGAAGAGUGAAGAGGGUGCUGUAGGUACUGAACCCUCAAAAACAGAGGAUUCUCGAACUCCAAGCCCAAAAGAAACAUAUUCCAUAUCCACAGAUGAAAGCGUAGACGUAUCAGAGGAAAGCGCUGAUGAUACUGAGAAGCCAAAGAGAAUGAAUCCUUCUAGUCUUAUAACAGGAAAAAUAAAGAUAAAAAUAACACCCAAGGAGUCUAUUUCAAUAGAAAUAAAGUACAAAAAGAAGCUAGCAAAAAAGAUAAACAUUGCUAUUCCAAAUAGCGAGGACCGGAUUGAUGCAUACGAGCAUCUAUUCACCCAAUUGAUAUUUGAGUCACAGCGCAGUGGGUUUUCUCCGCUCUCUGAGAUACAGGAGCAGUGGAGAAUUGUCAACCCAAUUCUAGACCAUCCUGAAAUAGCAAGAAUAUCCUAUUAA